AUGUCUCUGCGCUGCGGCGGAGUCGCCCGCACCCUGGGACACCGGGUAUUAGGAAGAUAUUUAUGUUGCCCACUCAGAACACUAAGUUCUUCGCCAGAUGAAAAGAAGGAGUUUUUACAGAAUGGACCAGAUCUUCAAGAUUUUGUAUCUGGUGAUCUUGCAGACAAGAGUACCUGGGAUGAAUAUAAAGGAAACCUAAAACGUCAAAAAGGAGAAAGGUUAAGGCUUCCUCCUUGGCUUAAGACAGAAAUUCCCAUAGGGAAGAAUUACAAUAAGCUGAAAAACACAUUGAGGAGUUUAAAUCUCCAUACAGUGUGUGAGGAAGCACGGUGUCCCAAUAUUGGAGAGUGCUGGGGAGGUGGAGAGUUCGCCACAGCCACAGCCACCAUCAUGUUGAUGGGUGAUACAUGCACAAGAGGCUGCAGAUUUUGCUCUGUUAAGACUGCAAGAAAGCCGCCCCCUUUGGAUGCCAAUGAGCCCUACAGUACUGCAAAGGCGAUUGCAGAGUGGGGUCUGGAUUAUGUGGUCCUGACGUCUGUGGACCGAGAUGAUAUUCCUGAUGGGGGAGCUGAGCACUUUGCAAAGACUGUAUCAUAUUUAAAGGAAAGGAAUCCAAAAAUUCUCGUAGAAUGCCUCACCCCUGACUUCCGAGGAGAUCUUAAAGCAGUAGAGAAAGUAUCUCUGUCGGGAUUAGAUGUGUAUGCACAUAAUGUAGAAACAGUCCCGGAAUUACAGAGGAAAGUUCGUGAUCCCCGGGCCAAUUUUGACCAGUCUCUACGUGUACUGAAACAUGCUAAGGAGGUUCGGCCAGAUGUUAUUUCUAAAACAUCUAUAAUGUUGGGUUUAGGGGAGAAUGAUGAACAAGUAUAUGCAACAAUGAAAGCACUUCGUGAGGCAGAUGUGGACUGUUUGACUUUAGGACAAUAUAUGCAGCCAACCAAGCGCCACCUUAAGGUUGAAGAGUACAUUACUCCUGAAAAGUUCAAAUACUGGGAAAAAAUAGGAAAUGAUCUUGGCUUCCAUUAUACUGCAAGUGGCCCUUUGGUGCGCUCUUCAUAUAAAGCAGGUGAAUUUUUCCUAAAAAAUCUGGUGGCCAAAAGAAAAAUAAAAGCCCUCUAAAGCUUCAAGAUGAUGGGAAUUCUAAAAAUUUGAUUCCAGUUAGUAAGUGCAGCCAGAAUGCCGGACUUCAAUGGAUGUGGCCCAUCUCUUUGUUU
Molecule: messenger RNA, 1214 nt
Organism: Chrysochloris asiatica (Cape golden mole)
Lineage: Eukaryota; Metazoa; Chordata; Mammalia; Afrosoricida; Chrysochloridae
Gene: LIAS
Product: lipoic acid synthetase
Exons: 11
Coding region: 1-1119 (372 amino acids)
Biological process (GO): lipoate biosynthetic process
Cellular component (GO): mitochondrion
Molecular function (GO): 4 iron, 4 sulfur cluster binding; lipoate synthase activity
Source: RefSeq, a predicted model, not a curated record